Nematostella vectensis (starlet sea anemone) is the source of this 2497-nucleotide messenger RNA. RefSeq lists its product as uncharacterized. The transcript has 6 exons. The record is from RefSeq and is a predicted model, not a curated record. Bases 200 to 2320 code for a protein of 706 amino acids. NCBI's taxonomy places the organism in Eukaryota, Metazoa, Cnidaria, Anthozoa, Actiniaria, Edwardsiidae.
GACUAGGUCAAGAACAGCUCACCGCACCCAUCACGUCAUUCUACAUCCGGGCUUGCCUCUUCCGGUCUUGCCUCGAGAGGAACAUAAAUACGGUUUCCAAGUCACUAAGGUACUAGAAGAGGCGCUCUUUUGACUCUUAGAGUGCACAGAGUUUAACAAAGGGUAAGGAACAGCCAGAAGUCAUCUUAGCGAGUUCUUUAUGAACAAGAUGCAGAUAAAAUGGAGGUUUUCGCUCAAGGUUCUCUUUGGCUUGAUUCUGGUCAUCACUCUCAACUGUCCCAGAGCCGCUUCGUCAAAACUCUCCGAGGAUGCAUUCGACAAACUAAAAGAAACGUUUGACACCCUGACUCAGACCAUUGGUAGUCUCUCAAGACAAGUCAUGAUGCAGCAGUUACUCAUUGAAGAAAAAAUACGAACAAAUGCGAACUCAGGAGUUAAGCAAAUCCGUGUUUUCAACACGGGCACGCGUAAUUAUCACACUGCGACCCACACGCGCACGGGCAGCGUUCUCUCAAUUCACGAUCACGCAAACAACGACCGUACCGUCGGGAUGGGGGAGUUUGUAGGUGUGCUGAACGGAGUUGAGUUCCGUACGAGACAUAAUGAUUACAGACUAUACAUGCCGCACAGGUCAAGCAACGAGUGGCACGCAACGGAGCCCAUACCGUUUCCUGAGGUCCCCCCAGAAGUGCUCAGCAAAGCAAACAUCACGGAGCAAAUCACAGAAAUGCGAGAAUGGUUCAAAGCGUGGCGUGACCAAAAUCACACCGUGCGUGACUACCGUAAAUACUUCAAGCCCGUGCUGUGUUACCUCGAGGGGGCCUGGACAACCGCUGACCCGGGGAAAAUCGAGGAGCCGUUUGAGAGCGACCGCCACUUCGUAAACGCCGCAAACUGGUUUGAUCUACAAGAGAAGAUCCGAUUUACUUCGUACACGGGGCGCAAAGACAACUUGGAAAACUUUUCUUUCCUUCCAACAACAAUAAUGAACGUGACUGAAGAUGGGAGACCGAUCUUUGCGCAGUGGAAUUACCGCAUUCUGUGCCAUCCGCUAUCUCGUGAUAUCCCCCUUAACAGGUUCCGCGUGGUGGACGAGCUUGGGGUGCGGCUUACAGGAAAGCGCUCGUACAAUCAGCAUAGCAAAACCAGGUCUGCAAGAUUCCAGUUAAACCCGUUUGACACGGACACUUGGCACGAUAAGGUCAAUGGCAAGAGAUGGGGGCUGCUAGACGAGAUUAUGGCCGAGAUUCCUGGCAAAGAUAACUACGCUGGCAAUCUAACAGACGAGGCAUUCGAUAUAGACGCUUAUAGUCUCGACCCAAAACAUCAAGGAGCCAAACUUGACGCCUCACGAUACCACCGCUGGUACAAGGUACGCCGGCGCGGGGCCAUGGGUUCUUCGACACGACAUCGAGGCUUUGCUGACGACACCUUGUUCAUGGCGAUGACGUCACAACCGAAAGUGGCUGGCCUCGACCUCCGUUAUCGUUGCAGGAGAUCACGUGGCGGCAGGAGUUGCAAAUCCGUCCACCAGAAAUGGACGUACGCUAUCCCCCUGGAGAUCAUCUACGUGACCCCCCUGAACCGCUGGAACCCUUACGACAUUCAGUACAAGGGUGCAGCCAACUCUGACUGGGGCAAGACGGUAGUGGAAAGGGGGGGCCGCAACGGAGGUCAAACCCCUAACAAGGCGUAUAACGGCACGAACAGCAGGGUAUACUACCAGACGCCAGUUGAGAUGUUUCUUGGACGGGAGGUGGAGAAGAAUUCUGCGGAUACCACAAGGAAAUCAGUUGGCGUGCUGGACAAACAAGGUAACGUACGUCAGUGUACUGCUAGCGGCACGCGCGUCUUUUUCCCCUACAUCCCCGGGGUAGGAUACCUUCGACAGCGCUAUCCCAUAAUGCCAGUGCACGGAGAGGGCAGUGCUGUAUGGAAGGAGCUAGAAGCUGUCAAAGAUCUCCUUCUCAAGUCUGAGACGUACAGCUACGCAUUCCGUGAGCCCCUGGGGGGAGGGAAGAAGCCGACAAAACCAAUCCAGGACUUGGUGCUACAGAUGACGACGAGUAAUCUUCGCUCCGUGUCUCCACAUGAGCACGAGGUCAAGCUAGAGCCUCAUGAGGUUGAGUUUCUAAGGUCUGGUGGUACAGUCACGAAAACCACCAGUGAAUCUGCCGGACAUGAUCACGUGGUCAAAGUUCGCUGGUUCCGGACCCCUCCCCGGUAUGUGGUAGUCCACUGCGAUGGAAAGGACAAGGGCUGGCUCAAGUGCUGGGAUAGGCACAGGGCGCGUCUGGUUGUCAUGGAAAACGAAUCGUAGUAAAUGAUUGGUCCGGAUUUUAAUAGUGAGACAGAGUGAUACAGAAGAGCAAGUCACAGAGCUUUUGAAAGAACAAUAGCAACCAUGGCAUGGAAGGUGACAAAAACAAGGAAAAGUGCCAAAGACAGAAAAAAAAACACCAUGCGCGCGUUUUAAUAAAGAGCAUACAAAUCUUUA